Molecule: messenger RNA, 2025 nt
Organism: Penicillium olsonii
Lineage: Eukaryota; Fungi; Ascomycota; Eurotiomycetes; Eurotiales; Aspergillaceae
Source: the annotation of a GenBank genome assembly
AUGCCCGCCUACUUCUACCAUCUUCGCCUGCAGCUCUCACAUAACUCUGCAUCGUCUUUAGAUGUACAAUCUGUGUGGGAAACCCUCCAGCCAUUCCAAAGCCAGCAUUUGACCUCCACCGUAACACCAACCGAACGCACCCCACCAACCCCAGAAAACGCACCCGCACAUCGCAAGCUCCCCACCCGGCAAACUCACACUCCACCUCGAAUCCAAAAUAGCGCUGAUCUCAAUAUCUACACUGGCACGUCCAUCUGCGCCCAAGACAAGCGCUUCGGCGCCAUCACAGUCGAGUCUAUCAAUAUGGUCCCUCCAUCUCACGAAGUGACCAAACGCUCGAAAUACCCCGCCGCGGAAUCGGAAAAUCUAGUUGCUGCAGGAAUCGGUACAGAUAUUCUAGGUGGAUUGCGCACGCGGGGCCGCUACAUUCCCCUCGAAGGCGAAGUCGUCGACAGCGUAUGGGGAAUUGUCCACCUUUACCGCGACACGCAUGAAACACCUUACUUGAACGAUGAAGAAUACCCCGUCCAUUUGAAAGGCUCAGCGGCCGCAGCGCGGCAUCCCGUCGAGCGAAAUUUGGCAGGCAACAGCAAAGACCUUUCAGCAUACCCAUUUCCCGCACAGAACCCAGACGAGGAUUGUAAGACGCUAUGCAUUCUCGCUGUGCCAUCUUAUCUAUCCCCGCCGGAUUUCCUGGGAUUCAUGGGUGAGAAGACGAUGGACGAUGUUAGUCAUUUCCGCAUGAUCAGAACUACACGCCCCAAUCGGUAUAUGGUCCUCAUGAAGUUCCGGAGUGGAAAGCAAGCGAGAGACUGGCAAAAAGAGUGGAAUGGGAAAGUCUUCAAUAGCAUGGAGCCGGAGACAUGUCAUGUCGUUUUUGUCAAGACGGUUGAAAUCCAAGUGGUCUCUGAUGAUCCGGCUCUAUCGCCCACCGAACAUGCACAUUUGCCCUCGCCUAGCCUCUCUACGCCAUCAGGGCAGGCAACUCUCACGGGAAAACCUCUUGCGCCGCCUACGCCCGCGCUGGUCGAGCUGCCUACCUGCCCCGUGUGUCUUGAGCGAAUGGAUGAGACAACGGGGCUACUGACGAUCAUCUGUCAACAUGUCUUCCAUUGCACGUGUCUUCAAAAGUGGAAAGGGAGCGGCUGCCCUGUGUGCCGGUACACACAGGAUGAUUUCCGCAAAAGCAAUGCGGGUCUGAGACCUGAAGAAGAGGAACAUGAAUGUCACGUCUGUCAUACUGAGGAUAACCUUUGGGCGUGUCUUAUAUGUGGUACUGUCGGUUGCGGCCGCUAUGACGGUGCGCAUGCCUUCGAACACUGGAAGGAAACAGCCCACGCUUUCUCUAUGGAUCUUUCAUCCCAGCGAGUCUGGGAUUAUGUGGGUGAUGCCUACGUCCACCGCAUUAUCCAAAGUAAAACAGAUGGCAAGCUCGUCGAAUUACCGGCAGCUGACCACAGUGCCCUUGACCCAGACUGGAGUGACGCAGUCCCUCGUGAAAAGUUGGAAAACAUGAGCGUCGAGUACACGCACCUCUUGACCAGCCAGUUAGAAAGCCAACGUGCUUAUUUCGAGGAGAUUGUAGAGCGAGCGGUGGACAAAGCAUCAAAGGCCAGCGCCGCUGCAGUAGCGGCUGAAAUGAAUGCGUCUAAUGCGUCCAAUCGUCUUCAGGAUUUACAGUCCAAGUACGAUACCAUGGCUAUUGAGACAUUACCCUCGCUUGAGCAAGACCGUUCAAGGGCCGAAAAGCGUGCGGAGAAGUUCGAGGCUUUGUCUCGUACGUUCGAGAAAAAGUAUCAGGAGGAACGCUCGAUGAAUCAAAACAUGUUGGAAAGGUUGGAUCUACUUGACAAGGAGGUCCAGGGACUGAAGACCUCGAAUGCCGACCUUGCAGAACAAAAUCGUGACCUUACCUUCUUCAUUAGCGGCUCACAGCGUCUGCAGGGACAAGGAGAGGAGGUCGAGCAGGGGACACUCAGUGUCCCUGAUCCUCCGAAAAAGAACAAGAAGAAGGGAAAGAAAUAG